CGUAGACUGACGUGCAAUAAGCACCAACUAUGUUGCAAUUAUACAUACUUGCAUGUAUUACUGGAUUGCAGAGUAUACAAGGGGAGAAGUACACACUAUGCCCAAACGGAUGGCUGGCAAACGAGGGGUCUUGCUACUGGUUUGGACAUAUUGAUAACCCAAUGGCUUAUACUACGGCUGAGGAAUACUGCCGUCACCAUAACAGUCAUCUUGUGCAUGUGAACGACUCUGCAGAGAAUGACUUUCUGAAGGAUCGAAUGAGAGAAUUAAGAGGUCGAUUACGUCUACCGAGGCCAGCACCAUGGAUGUUGUAA
This is a messenger RNA of Mya arenaria, 314 nucleotides long. Its product is annotated as C-type lectin domain family 10 member A-like. Lineage: Eukaryota; Metazoa; Mollusca; Bivalvia; Myida; Myidae. Bases 30 to 314 code for a protein of 94 amino acids. The transcript is spliced from 4 exons. The record is from RefSeq and is a predicted model, not a curated record.